Messenger RNA from Porites lobata, 3095 nucleotides. The record is from the annotation of a GenBank genome assembly. NCBI's taxonomy places the organism in Eukaryota, Metazoa, Cnidaria, Anthozoa, Scleractinia, Poritidae.
AUGUGUUACAUAACUACAGGCCUUUUUUAUUGCAAGAUAUACGCAGUCAUUCGGCACCACGCAAAGCAGAUGAACGCUCUGCAACAAUCAGCACAGAAUGAAGACAUGGCGAAUGCUGCAAGGCUGAGAAAAACUCUAGUUGCUACAUUUUAUGUGUAUUUGGUGUUUUUAGUUUGCUAUUUACCAAGAUUUUGUACUGGUGUUGCAAGAAUGCAUGGUGAAACUCCCUUGUUAUCACUAUUAUCUGAGUUCAGUUAUACCUGUGUGUAUCUAAAUUCAUCUCUCAAUCCGCUGAUCUACUGUUGGAAGAUGAGAAAUAUUCGUCAAACUGUCAAGAACACACUACAAGGCAUCUUUUCCUGUGGUGCCUGAAUAGAAGCUAUAUUUCAGAACAAUUCUGCUUUUUAUCUCGGAGGAAAACAAAACCCUUAUUAACGCAAUAAAGUUUUUCAAAACAUGAUGUACUAAAACCUGUGAUGCUAUCUGUUCGGGAUUAUUUUUUCUGCUACAGACCUUGAAAAUUUAAAAAUUAUUUAAAAAACUGUUUAUUGAAAUCCAUGAAACCGAGAAAGAGUUGAAAAAUGUCAGUGGAAUUCAGGCAAGUGAGUGAAUGAAAGUGAAUUUCGAUUUGAUAAACACAGCGCCGUGCAAUGAGUGUAAAUAGUAUAUAAAGAAACAAAAGUCCUCCAGUAAAGGCGUUUCUUUGGCCUUCUGCAAUAUAGGUCAGAGGUGUUGAAGCUUUUAACCAUAGGGCAGGCAACCCAUGCCCCCUCCCCCCACCACCAACAAAGGAUAAGUAAUUAAACUCAUCUUGCAAAAAAGUCUAUUGAAUGUUACAAGAGAUGGCAACUGAAAAAUGUAUCGUUAUCGGAAUACCUUGGAUUAUUUGUUGUAAGUAAUCUAGCAGUUCUUGAUCAAGUACAGUUGCAAUGUAUUGCAAUCAAUAGAAUCAAUAUAAAUCAAUGAAGUUAUCAAAAAAUGUUCGGCCUGGGAGGGGCGACAAACGUUGCUCAGGGGCACCCAUUCAAAUAAAUGAUCCUUAAAUGAAAUCAUAAUAACAGAAAUACUUAUAUAUAGAGAGAGAGAGAUAAAAAAGGCCACGCAAUGAGAUCUUAAAUGAAAAUGUCACUGGUAUGGCUCCAUUCGCAAAGACAUGUCAACUACAUCAAGAGCAACAAAAACGAAGAAAGAGGAAUGCAUUAAUUUUUCUCCACAGUUUCUCUCAAAAAUUUCGCUUCGCACUGUUUUUCCUGUUGACUAUAUGUCUGAGUAGCUAGUCUUUGUUAUUUACAUCCUACGUUUUUCAAAUUAACAUGAGAGCUUUCCUAUAAUUUGUCUCGACCAUAUUUUAAUCAAAUAUGCUCCUUUUUAUUUGACAAUGACGAACCAUUAAGUGAACCCGACCAACCUUAAUAAAGCUAAUAUUGUUUUUUAACACAUUUCAAAUACUGAAAUCAACUUUGAAAUUUAGUUUUCAAGCUAACUGUAAAUGAAAAAAACAUAUCGCUUUCUAUCAACAUUAUUUACUCAUCAAUAUUUUCUUGUCGUGUUGGCUGCUUUUAGACCGGAUUUGUUAAAAGAUAUUCAUUUUUAAACAUUCCCAUCAUUUGCAACUGAUUUAGGCAUCGACUAGACUGAUUAUUUAGUAAAAUAACAACCUAAUACGCCUUUGGUUUCGACCUCUUUUAUUCACCGACAACUCUAGAAUGAUUCUUUUUUUUUCAACGUUUUUAAAAGUUUUCGAUAAACACAUGGCUACCCACUUUAAUAUUGACAGUGAACUGCUCACUUUGAAGUUAAAUCCAAUUGCGUCGUCAGUAUGAAGUUCUAAUAACUUUCUUUCCUUUCACCUGGUAAACUUAAUUGCUUAUAAAUGAUCGGCCUAUCGUUUGAGUUUUUAGGGGACAAAUUCAAAUGUGUGUUUGAUGAUGACAUCACAUGAAUUUGUUUUAAGACCGACAGUUUUUAUUGAAAACUUUUAGCUAUUUCAGUUCCUAUACGAGUGAACUCAAACCUUCUUAGAACUGCAAACAGGAAAACAAAAGCUAUCCAGCAUGCAUGGAGAGAGUCGGAGGAAGUAGAGGAACAAUUCGCGAACCUCUGAAGAUUGUUCUGUCGUGGAGAAUUUUCAGCGUUAGUCUCACUCAGAAACGGAUGACAUCUCAAAACCAUUUAAAUUUUUUGCAUAUUGUAGAAACCAAGCACUGAUCACUGAGGAUUAUGUACAAAAGAUGGCAAGUACUAAAGGCUUGUAUCCGAUUCUUGUUGCUAACGCCGUCAUUAACGCUUUGUCGUCUCCCGCCUCUGUCGUGUUGAACAUCAUAACAAUACAAGCGCUUAGAAAAACGCCGUCGAUGCCAAAGACUUUAAAAACAUUGCUACUAAGCCUGACUGUUUCUGAUCUGGGUGUGGGCUUACUUGUCCAACCAAUGUAUGUUGCAAGACUUGUGAUUGAAAUAAAACAACACACUGACAACAUUGUUUAUCAUGGCGUAGAUAUCGCAUUGACCGUUCAAGCCAAUAUAUUGUCCUUUGCUUCGUAUAUUGGUAUCGUCGCUUUAACUGUUGACAGAUUCUUGGCGAUUCAUCUUCAUCUCAGAUACCAGGAACUUGUGACUCACAAGCGUGUUGUUGCUCUAGUAAGCUCAGUCUGGGUGUCAAGUGGAGUAAUUGCCUUGCUCGGUCAGUUCUCUUCGCGGCUAAUUUUGUCAGCUUUCCAAGGCACUAUUACAAUUAUUUGUUUCAUAAUCACAGGAAUAUUUUACUGCAAGAUAUAUGCAGCCGUGAGACACCACUCAAAUCAAAUCCAUGCCCUUCAAGCAGCACAGAAUGAAGACAUGGUGAAUGCCACAAGGGUGCAAAAAUCUGCACUUGCUACAUUCUAUGUUUAUGUGGUGUUUUUAGUUUGCUAUUUGCCAAUUGGUUGUACUGGUAUUGCCAAGAGCAUUGCUGGAACUACCUUUGUAUCUCAUUUAUGGUAUUUUACAUUCACUCUUGUGUUUCUCAACUCAUCCCUCAAUCCCUUGAUCUACUGCUGGAAGAUGAGACACAUUCGACAAACUGUUAUGGAUAUACUUCAAAACAUCUUUGCAUGA